CUAAAACAGAAAUCACGAAGAAAGCGGACCGCCGGCGGACUUCCUCCGCAAACCCCCCUCCGCCUCCUCGUCGGCGACCAAAUCAUCCGUCCUCCUCACGGCGCCAUGAACCAGCACCGCCCCGACCCCGACGAGCAGCGCCGCCAGGACGUUGGCGGUGGCGUGCGUCAGCAACAGGACGACCACCGUCGCCACGGCGAGCGCGACCAGGACCACCCGAUCUGUGACCAGUCGACCGAACACCUCGAGCGGCUCGUCCCGGAGAAAGUAGAGGAACAGCCAGGCCGCCAUCAUCGCGACGAGGACGACGAGCGAGAUUGGGUGCCAGAGGAGGCUGAGGAACAGGACGCCGAGGACGACGACGGCGUAGUUCAUCCGGAAGUAGGUGAGGUUCUUCCGCACGCGCGCCGCCGCCUCGCGGGCGGAUCUCGGGAGGCCGAGGCCGCGGCGGUCGAGCAUCUCGCGCCAGGGGCGGCGGGUGCCGAGGCCGGCCUUGAUGCGGUCCUUGGCGCGCGAGAUGUACUCAAGGUUUGCCGCGGCGCCGGAGGGGGAGGAGGACGCCGGGAUGGUGCCGUACGACGUCAUUUUUCGGCGGCGGAGAUGAGGAAUUUGGGCGCGGGCUUGAAAGGGGGAUUUUUUAAUGAAUUGAACUGA
Molecule: messenger RNA, 654 nt
Organism: Striga asiatica
Lineage: Eukaryota; Viridiplantae; Streptophyta; Magnoliopsida; Lamiales; Orobanchaceae
Source: the annotation of a GenBank genome assembly